Molecule: messenger RNA, 1801 nt
Organism: Anolis carolinensis (green anole)
Lineage: Eukaryota; Metazoa; Chordata; Lepidosauria; Squamata; Anolidae
Gene: gata1
Product: GATA binding protein 1
Exons: 6
Coding region: 380-1531 (383 amino acids)
Biological process (GO): positive regulation of transcription by RNA polymerase II; negative regulation of transcription by RNA polymerase II; cell fate commitment
Cellular component (GO): nucleus
Molecular function (GO): RNA polymerase II cis-regulatory region sequence-specific DNA binding; DNA-binding transcription factor activity, RNA polymerase II-specific; zinc ion binding
Source: RefSeq, a predicted model, not a curated record
GGGCACAUAUGGGGAAUAUAUGUCUUUCCACCUCUUUCCCUCUUUCUAUCCUUCAUCCUUCUUGCUAGUCCCUUUUGACAGAGGCGGAGACAGCACUUGGGUGGUGGUUGCUGUGUCAUUUUUUUCUUUUUGGGCUGUUAGUCCCCUCCUUGUUUGUUGAGCUCUCUUUCUGCCAUCAAUACAGCCCAGGAUCUUGUGGGGAGGACUCAACUGAGAGGCAGAUCAACUGACGGCAGUGGGAAAAUUUUCUCCACGGCUAUCUCAGCCUUUUUUUCCUGUUCAACCAAAGGACCAAGAGUCAUCCAGAAAGUUAUCAAACUUUGGGCUCCACAUCAGGUCUUAUCCUCCGUGGACCAAAUUCUAAACGAGAGAGACAACAAUGGAUUACUCCAGUGUGGGGGGUCAGGAUCCUUCCCCCCAUUAUUUGGAAUCUGCCCAUUUACAAGCAAGUGAUGACUCAGACCUCUUCUUCCCUGGUUCAGAUGGCAAUGAUACAGCAGCGAUUUCCACAUAUUACUCUCGCACACCUGAAUCUUAUAGACACUCACCAGUGCGGCAGUUGUAUCCUCUGCUCAAUGGCUUGCAAUGGGUGGAUGGACACCCCUACAGCACAGCAGCCUGGGCUCCUGGGAAGCCUCAUGCUGGACUCCCUCUCUACACUUCCUCUUCAACCGCUUCCUUUCAGACUCUCCAAGCACCUCCCUCACCCAAGGACCUUACCCCCGAGGACCAGAAAGGGAGCCCCAGAUAUCUGGAGAUGCUGAAGACGGAGCGGGCAAGCCCCCCUCACGCUGAGCUGCUAACAUUGGGGACCUCAACUGGAUCUGUGGCCCACAGCCCUUAUGCUGUGGGGCAGGAAUAUGGAUACUUCCAGCAGGCUGGGAGUCCUCUGACAGCCAGAUACUCCCCCAAAGUGCGAGGAGUAGCCCAGCUCUCUCCCACUGAGGCACGUGAGUGUGUGAAUUGUGGGGCCACUGCCACUCCUCUGUGGCGAAGGGACGGGACUGGCCACUAUCUCUGUAAUGCCUGCGGACUCUACCACAAGAUGAAUGGACAGAACCGGCCCCUCAUCCGGCCCAAGAAGCGACUGAUUGUCAGCAAGCGAGCUGGAACCCAGUGCAGCAACUGCCAAACCACCACCACCACCCUCUGGCGCCGGAACGUGAAUGGAGAACCCGUCUGUAAUGCAUGUGGCCUAUACUUCAAGCUGCACAAUGUGAAUCGUCCCUUGGCCAUGCGCAAAGAUGGGAUCCAGACACGGAACCGCAAGGUCUCCUCUUCCAAGUCCAAGAAGCGCAAAGGAAAUUCUGGGGAUGCGACCAUGGCCACAACCGCCUCCUUGGAGAUGAUGUCACCUCCUCUGAUGGGGGACGAAGCUGCUGCCAUCUAUACUCUCAGCCCUAUGAUGUUGCCAGGACACCUGCUCCCUUUUGGGCACAACCCACACCUUUUAGGGGCUCCGCCAGGCUAUCCUUCACAGGCUUCACCUGUUCCACAUAGCUCUCCUGGAGUUGUCUCUGCACUAGGAUAAAGAGCCUUGUAAUGUACAAGCCCACACUGAUGUACAGAGUCUCCGGGAUGUGAUUGAGAAAGAAACAUUUCCCCACUGGUAACUUUUAAAAAACAGCUAUAUUCACUGCUCCUUGAAAUGACAGGACAAAAGGACAAUAUUGGCAGGGUAAUAUGAACCCUCACCCUCAUCAGAAGAGACAGAAGACUAGCAUGGUAUAAUACUUAGCAGUAGCAGAUGAGGAGGUGAUAAUUGGAGAUAUGUUUCCAGAUUAUACUAUUUCAGGUUGGA